Parasteatoda tepidariorum (common house spider) is the source of this 1113-nucleotide messenger RNA. NCBI's taxonomy places the organism in Eukaryota, Metazoa, Arthropoda, Arachnida, Araneae, Theridiidae. The record is from RefSeq and is a predicted model, not a curated record.
AUGGCAUUUGUCCUAAUCUCAUCGACGGCUGUAAUGAAUCACAAACCUGAAAAUAAAACUGACGAUUGCAAGAAUGAAGUAGAGACGGGACUAAUGUAUUACGUUCAAAGAAUCAAAUUAGCUGUGGCUAUUGCAAUAAUUCAAUCAACUCCAAGCGAUAAAGAUCCUCAACAAUAUGCUCUACACUUACAGCAGCAGUUUUGCAAUGAUAUAACUGAAUGGAAAGAUAAAUAUCGACUCUUAGAGGACAAAGUGCUGGAAUUAAAUGAGAAAUUAACAACAGCAAAACUGCAAUUCAAGACCAAUGAAGCAUGUUUGGGAUUUGAUGAUUGUAGUAACAUUUUUGAUGUUCCUGAUACGGCUGAUCCAGACAUCGUUUCAUAUUCCAUGGAAUCUAAGAUAAGGAAUAACAUGCAGUUUGUAAGUAACUUCAUAAUGUUGAAUUCUUCAGCUGCAUGUCAAAGUUUAUGUAAUGAAGAUGUCGAAGUUUCAAGCGAUGUUAUUUUGAAGUCAGUAACUAAUUUACUUGAAAUGCUGAAAAAUGAAGAGAGUUUCAAAUUGGACGGAAAUUUUGCAAAGCGUGCCAUUACGAACAUCCACAGACUUCUGACGAUUCACCAGGAAGGAUUUAGCGAUGCAAUUACUAAGAUGUGCCUGUCUUUUGUUGAUGAUUUAUUACUUGAUAUUUAUCAGACCACCGAAAUCAAUAAGGCAAAUGAACAGCACCAUCGAAGCACUUUGAUUCAGAUUGUCGCAAAACAUCGGAGUUUGACAAUAUCAGUUCUUUGCAGGCUUCUUCGAGAAAUAACUGUGUAUUCUGAUAUUUUAGAAAACAUAAUAGGUAAGGAAAACGAUAAUUUUUUGCCAAGUUUAAACGCUGAAAAUUCAUAUUUUGUUCUGCAAUCAGCAGAAGGAGUAAUGGGUAUUUUAAAAAAGCAGAAUAGCUCAAUAAAUGUCUUAAAAAUUCCAGAUGCCUUGCUUACAGAGUGGCAAAUCACUACUGAAAAAUCUUUGGAUGGGCUGGGAAUGCAUUUUCCAACAUUUUCAAUUUAUACUUGGCAUAUUAAAUCAUUGUUAGAAUCCAUUAUUUGCUGCGGUUUUGAAAUAAAUUAA